CUGGAAACUGUCACAAUCAGCUGCAAAUCUGUUUUCAUUGCAGUGAAGUGAUUACGAGAUUGUGGACAAAGUCUGCAGAAAGCAUACUAUAGUGUCUGGAAGAUGCGAUGGGUUGGCUUAUCUUCGACGGUAUCAGUGUCUUGUAUGUGUUCACAUUAUUCUUAUUGUUAAUAAUAAUUAUGGCAAUUUUUGUACAACGUCAAAUAUUUCGGCUACGUAAUAACAGCGCCAGGCAACGGCCGAAUGUGUCACUGAAGCCUAUAGCUAAAAGAUCAUGUCUUGCUAUCGAGCAGAAACUAGAUGCGGUGGAGACGAUGCGAAAGUCGUACUUACCUCGACUGACGGAUUGCACGACGAUUGGCCAACACAGCAGCGCCCCAUACGUUCAUCGCAUGAUCGCAGUCGAUGAGAUAUCGUUGGAAAUCGAUUCGCAAUUAGCUCGGAUUGAUCCUGAGCUUGCUAGGCAAGCAGGCGAAUCGACGCUUGCCUAUCUGACACGUGUCCGUCAGAAAAUGCCAUCGCUUCCGGUCCCAUUAAUUCAACGAAUUGCUUUCAUGCAUGAAGCAGCACGAUAUCGGUCACAGAAGUUUGAACUCAAAGAUCUUAUGGAAUUGCGAUCGCUGUUAAACAAAUUCGUGAAGACAAUCGCUGAAGCACCGGUGGUGGACGCAGCGACACCAGCAACACCAGUCAAAGGAAUUCUCCAUCAUCUAGGACAGAAGGCUUUGCAAAGCAAGAAAAGACGCUCGAAAGCGUUUGGUGGUAGCGACGGCGGCCGUCUCCUUGCUGGCUAUAUUAACGAAGAACAAGUGUCACUACUACCAGUACGAAGUACUCCACAAUUCGAAGAUCCUACCCGACUGCGUCGACAGAGCGAUUCGCAGCGAAGUUUGAUAGAAUAGGCGAUUUUUGUUCGCUUAGUUAGAAUAUCUCAUCGACCAGAGUCUGCGUCUCUCGUCGCGUUGCGGUUGCCUUUGUUACUCGUGUCCGGGUUAAGUUAAAGCAGCUCAUAUUUUAUUUUUUUGCGCUUAAGCAUUACUAGACGGGCUUUUUCACAUGUUGUUAUCUGCCAAUUAGUCAUUUCUGCACCGAUCUCGUAUUUUCACUGUGUUGUAGCUGAUCCUGAAUAUAGAUUCUUGAUUCAAAAAAAAAUCUCGAUAUGAAUGUUUUGCGAAUUUUAAGGUUCGAUUCAAGCGUUUUGCAGUGAUUGAUUGAUUUCUUCGAUCAUCGAUUAUUUCCUCAUCAAUUAUUGAUUUUUGUAGGCGAACUUUAGCAUAUGUGAACAAUGAACCACACGGGACACUUGUAUGAUGAGCAGUAUCUGAUCGAUUCAGUAAUUACCUAACGUGCUGAAUUAUGAAUGGAAUGGAUCAAUAAGCGAUCGAUUGUAAUCAAUUCUUUGUUUGAGAAACAUUGUGAUAAAACACUGUGAUCACACUAUCAACAUAGAAAUUAUCCUCAUCUGAGAUUGCGUAGCAAAAUGCGUACCUCUGCUUGUAAAAUGUUCGUUUCUCAAGCAUUUGUUGCUUAUCGAUUGAUAUUGAUUGCUUGUAACAAUGUAUAACAACACUAUUGUUCUCGUUGCGUCAUUUGGAAUGAAUAUG
This is a messenger RNA of Cylicocyclus nassatus, 1604 nucleotides long. Lineage: Eukaryota; Metazoa; Nematoda; Chromadorea; Rhabditida; Strongylidae. The record is from the annotation of a GenBank genome assembly.